Molecule: messenger RNA, 1526 nt
Organism: Pogoniulus pusillus (Red-fronted tinkerbird)
Lineage: Eukaryota; Metazoa; Chordata; Aves; Piciformes; Lybiidae
Gene: EIF4A1
Product: eukaryotic translation initiation factor 4A1
Exons: 10
Coding region: 85-1257 (390 amino acids)
Molecular function (GO): RNA binding; RNA helicase activity; ATP binding
Source: RefSeq, a predicted model, not a curated record
GCCGGAAGCUGAGGGGCCAGGCCGUGACCUCCCCGCGCGGGCGCUUCUUUUCCCGGCAGCCCUCGCGAGAGCGGCCCCGAGGGGAUGGAGCCAGAUGGGGUCAUAGAGAGCAACUGGCACGAGGUGGUGGACAGCUUCGAUGAGAUGAACCUGGCAGAGUCCCUGCUGAGGGGCAUCUAUGCCUACGGCUUCGAGAAGCCUUCUGCCAUCCAGCAGAGAGCAAUCCUGCCCUGCAUCAAGGGCUACGACGUGAUCGCGCAGGCGCAGUCGGGCACGGGCAAGACUGCCACCUUUGCCAUCUCCAUCCUGCAGCAGAUUGAGCUGGACCUCAAGGCCACGCAGGCCCUGGUGCUGGCACCCACCCGAGAGCUGGCACAGCAGAUCCAGAAGGUGGUGAUGGCUCUGGGCGACUACCUGGGUGCCUCCUGCCAUGCCUGCAUCGGGGGCACCAACGUCAGGGCAGAGGUGCAGAAGCUGCAGCUGGAGGCUCCUCACAUCAUCGUGGGCACCCCUGGCAGGGUCUUCGACAUGCUCAACCGACGCUACCUCUCCCCCAAGUUCAUCAAGAUGUUUGUGCUGGACGAGGCUGAUGAGAUGCUGAGCAGAGGCUUCAAGGAUCAGAUCUAUGACAUCUUCCAGAAGCUCUCUGGGAACACGCAGGUGGUGCUGCUGUCGGCCACGAUGCCCCUGGACGUGCUGGAGGUGACCAAGAAGUUCAUGCGGGAGCCCAUCCGGAUCCUGGUGAAGAAGGAGGAGCUCACCCUGGAGGGCAUCAGGCAGUUCUACAUCAACGUGGAGCGGGAGGAGUGGAAGCUGGACACGCUGUGUGACCUGUACGAGACGCUGACCAUCACCCAGGCUGUCAUCUUCAUCAACACGCGGCGCAAGGUGGAUUGGCUCACCGAGAAGAUGCACGCCAGGGACUUCACUGUCUCCGCCAUGCACGGGGACAUGGACCAGAAGGAGAGAGAUGUCAUCAUGAGGGAGUUCAGGUCCGGCUCCAGCAGGGUCCUCAUCACCACCGACCUGCUGGCCCGAGGCAUCGACGUGCAGCAGGUGUCCCUGGUGAUCAACUACGACCUGCCCACCAACCGCGAGAACUACAUCCACCGGAUCGGGCGCGGGGGCCGCUUCGGGCGCAAGGGCGUGGCCAUCAACAUGGUGACGGAGGAGGACAAGAGGACGCUGCGGGACAUUGAGACCUUCUACAACACCGCGAUCGAGGAGAUGCCGCUCAACGUGGCCGACCUCAUCUGAUUGGCUGCCUCCCCCCCCCCCCCCCCCGGGCCACGCCCAGCCCCGCCCUUUUUGUGCUCUUCUCUCCCCCUCCCGAGGCCUUUUUUGCUCUUGAAUAAACGUCAGCCCCCUCCCCCCCGCCCCCCCCACACCUCUGGGGCAGCCUCGCAGCUGUGGGGCAGAGCCAGGCUGAGGAGGAAGCCUCACAGCUGGGGGGGGGGCAGCCCCCUAGCCCCCUCCCCUUUUUGUAACGUUUAUUUAUGGGAAUAAAAGAGACUUUGGGGGAAAAA